Messenger RNA from Strigops habroptila (Kakapo), 11158 nucleotides. It is a transcript of the gene ANKFN1, whose product is annotated as ankyrin repeat and fibronectin type III domain containing 1. Gene Ontology annotation, cellular component: spindle. The transcript has 19 exons. Gene Ontology annotation, molecular function: protein binding. The record is from RefSeq and is a predicted model, not a curated record. Gene Ontology annotation, biological process: establishment of mitotic spindle orientation; regulation of establishment of bipolar cell polarity. Lineage: Eukaryota; Metazoa; Chordata; Aves; Psittaciformes; Psittacidae. The coding region runs from base 276 to 3512 and encodes 1078 amino acids.
GCACAGCAUCUUGCAUGGAGACUCCGACAGCUGGGCUGGAGGCAAACGGUUCUUCCGGCUCUGGCUAACCAGUGCUCCAAAGGCAAUUGUUCUGCGCUCAUCAGACAGCAAAAUGAUAAGCAUGGUGUAAGGAAAAGGUUUCCUCGUUCUGCCCAGAGGCUGAAGCAGCAGAGACAGCAAAGCCAAUGUGAUUCAUCAACGGUGACAGUGGACAAUUACCAGCAACUUAUUCACGUUUUGCCUGGGAUAGCCUAAGCUGAAACCACUAGCUGAAAAUGACACAGCAAAUGCAUAACUUAAGUCUCCUCCAGACUAAAAAGAACAGCAUGCCCUCCUCUCCAAAUGCUGCCAAGCGGCUGUAUCGGAACCUGUCAGAGAAGCUCAAGGGGAGUCACACAUCCUUUGACGAAGCGUAUUUCAGAGCUCGAUCUGACCGGCUCAGCCUCCGUAAGACCUCAAUGAAUUUCCAGUGCAAUGAAGCUAUGUUUGAGGCCAUAGAACAGCAAGAUCUGGAUGCUGUUCAGAUUCUUCUUUAUCAAUACACACUGGAGGAACUGGACCUGAAUACACCAAACAGUGAGGGACUAACUCCUUUGGACAUCGCCAUUUUGACAAACAACGUCCCUAUUGCUAGGACCCUUCUGCAUGUUGGGGCAAAGGAAAGCCCACACUUUGUUAACAUGGAAAGUAGGUCGGUGCAUCUGAGUACAUUGGUCCAGGAAGCACAGCAGCGAGUUACUGAAUUGUCUGCACAAGUGGUGAAUGAAGACCUUGGUACAGACAACACAGAGAGAGAGAAGCAACUAAAAGCAUGGGAAUGGAGAUACAGGCUGUACAAGCGCAUGAAGGCAGGCUACGAGCAUGCUAGAGCCCCUGAGGCGCCAACCAAUGUCUGUCUCAUGGUAACAAGCAGUACAUCACUCACUGUCACCUUCCAAGAACCUCUGAGUGUCAACUCAGCUGUGGUGACCAAGUAUAAAGUGGAAUGGAGCUCUUCAGAAGACUUUUCUCCUUUGGCUGGUGAAAUAAUCAUGGAUAAUCUUCAGUCUUUGAGGUGCACCAUCACGGGUCUCAGAACGGGCCAGAGGUAUUAUGUCCAUGUUUCAGCAUACAACAUGAGAGGAUGGGGACCUCCACGCAAAUCUACUCCUGAAUAUGCUUCUCCUUCAAACUGGAAAGACUGCAGUGGAAGAGAACCUCGGCACAGGGGACACACUGAGGCCCUGGAACGCCUCCUUCAGCAGGUUCGAGCAGCUCAUCAGCAUUAUAAUUGCAGAGAAAGCUCUAAACUACAGAAUGCUGGUCGCAAGCAAUCAGUCUCCAGAAGCCUGAAGCACCUUUUCCAUUCAUCAAACAAGUUUGUGAAGACUCUGAAACGGGGACUCUACUUAUCUGUUAUAUUUUUUUACAAAGACAAUUUAUUAGUAACCAAUGAAGAUCAAAUCCCAAUUGUGGAAAUCGAUGACUCCCACAGUAGCUCAGUUAUGCAGGAUUUCCUGUGGUUCACAAAGUUGUCUUGCAUGUGGGAUGAUAUCAGAUGGCUAAGGCAGAAUAUGUCUAUAUCCGUGUCCUCAUCAACAGCACUUCAAGCCAGGCAAAAGAUGCUUUCAGCGGCAGCACAGCUACAGAAUUUGCUGGGAACUCACAACUUAGGCAGAGUUUUUUAUGAGCCAAUCAAGGAUCGACAUGGCAAUAUGCUGAUAGUGACUAUAAGAGAAGUGGAGAGUCUUUAUUCAUUUUUCAAUGGCAAAUGGAUGCAGGUAUCCAAACUACAAAGCCAGAGGAAAUCCCUUUCAACUCCAGAGGAGCCAACAGCGUUAGACAUCUUGCUUAUAACAAUCCAGGACAUACUCACCUACCACAAACGAAGUCAGCAGCGCCUCCCUCCCGGCUUGUAUCUGGGUUACCUUAAGCUCUGCAGUUCUGUGGAUCAAAUCAAAGUGCUCGUGUUGCAGAAGUUGCCUAAUGUCCUGUGUCAUGUUAAAAUCCGAGACAACAGCAAUGUCUCCAGAGAUGAGUGGGAAUGGAUCCAAACACUUUCUGGCUCAGAAUCUGUGGAAAGUAUGGAUCAUACUUCAGACUGCCCUACUCAAUUGUUCUUGUAUGAGCUCCAGAUGGCAGUGAAAGCUCUCCUUAAACAGAUCAAUCUACCUCUGCAUCAGGCUAAGCACUUCCGUCUGUAUACACAGGAGGUGUUGGAACUGGGUCACAAUGUCUCCUUUCUUCUCCUGCUCCCCGCCUCAGACGACGUCUGCACUGCCCCAGGACAGAAUAAUCCUUACACCCCACACUCAGGAUUUCUUAACCUCCCUCUUCAGAUGUUUGAACUCGUUCAUUUUUGCUGUUACAAGGAAAAAUUUAUAAGCCUGUAUUGCCGCCUUUCUGCUGUCAUAGAGCUGGACUCUCUGAAAACCCAGCAAUCCCUAAGGGAAGCAAUUUCAGACAGUGAAGUCGCUGCAGCCAAACAAAGACACCAGCAAGUUAUAGACUACAUACAGCAAAUCGAUGAGAUCUGGAGGGAUAUGAGAUGGAUCACAGAAGCACUGCAGUACGCAAGAUACAAGCAGCCAGCAGCUGGCCUACCCAUAAGGAAGUUUGUGGAUCUUUCAGAAGAACACUCUCAAAAGAAAAUCAGUUCAUCCUCUUCACAUCUAGAUUGUCUUCCUUCACCUCCCCCUUCACCUGAGGCUAGAAUCCAGAGAAAAAAAGCUGUGAGUGAUUCCCAGCCCUGCUCAGAUGAAGAAGGCUGCUCUGAAGUAUUCCUUCCAACUGACAGUGACUAUGACUCCAGUGAUGCACUAAGCCCCAGAGAAUUAGACCUGAUUUACUCCUCCUCACAGGACAUAUCCCAGCAGGCUGGCAGUGGCCUGGGUGGCAGUGCACCUGAUGUUCUCCAAAUCCACGACGUGAAGCCUUGCCUAACACUGAAAGAAGGCCCAACAGAGUGUAGUGCCUUUGAUACUAAUGCUGAAUGUUGCACAGAGGAUAUGAGCAAUCUAACAAUGUCAGGGCUUACAUUGAAAAGCAUAGACAAAUCCUCUAGCUCCAAGCAGGCAUUGAGCUUUUUAGGGAGAAAAAAGCUAGGGAAACAUCAACAUUACAACUACUUCGGCCGGCACCAUCGGUGGCUGCGUGUGCACAGCGAGACACAGUCUGGCUCUCUGUCUGAAGGGGUGUAUACUCAGCAUCUCAUGAGAUCUUCAGAUUUGUCUCAAGAGCCUAUCUCCAGUGAGCAGUUAAAGAUUUCCAUUGAUGGAUCUCGGAACACUUUCUUGCCUCAUGCAUCCAGCCUUCCAGAAGAUGGGAAAGGCAAGUAUGAGGAAUCGAGGCAAACUGUCCAUCAGAUACAUGUGGAGCCUUAUAAAACAUUUCUGGAUGAAGAGAGCAAGUCCUGGGCAAUGAGCACACAGUCUGUAGAACACGGGGAUGUGCACAAUGCUAUGCAACAGAAAAUGGGUCCAAAUGACCAGUCGGGUUCUGCUGUCUCAGAAGUCUUCAGCAGCACCCUUUAACCCCAGACUUCCGCAAUGCUUCCCACUGCUCCACAAUGAGACAGCGAACAUCAUGCAUACAGGACCAUACUUUCAAAACCACUUGGAAAACUCCAGCUCCUGAAAUGGCAACUCAUGGCACUCAAAAGAAUCCUAAUCUUUUGACUUCAUCACCAGGUUUCUGGUCUUACAGAGGUAUCAUCUGUCAUGAUGUAAGCUUUAUUAUUGGCAUCUGCACUUUUGCAGGUAGAGUUGUUACAGUCACCACAAAACAGAACAAUCUGUGGCUGCAAAUCUAGUAAUCAGGGUUUGCAGUUCUCUCGGUUUCCAUGUCUCUCUGAGCAUGCAAAAUUUUGAGCAUGAGUGAUUCUGCCUGCAAGUUAGCAGAAACUGUAACAUCUUUGGUGUCCUCAUGUUAGGACUGUGUCCUAAACUUGUACUAACCUGUUCUCCACCGUUUCCUGUAAGUUUUUCUACUUCUUGAGUGGGUUUAGGCUGCAUAUAACUAAAGUGCUAACUGGUCUAGGAACACAUUUAACCCAGAGUUUCACUUACAGAGAAAUGAGAAGUCUUUCGGUAUCUAUCUAGAAAAUGCAGUCAACACCACCUCUGAAUGCUGUCAGAGCCUGACAUAAUUAUCACAAGGGGUUUUUUCAGGGGCUUAGAUUUCAAAUUAUAUAUUAUAAAAGCUUAGCAGGUGAACCUUUGGGGUCAAGAACAGGCAGAAUGAGGCCAAGUUCUGAAGAAAUAACAUGCAGGGUCUAAGUGAGACUGAAGCUUGGCCUUUUCUUCUGCCCAGCACACCAGAGCUCAUUUCUGCAUGUUGACAGCACUCUCAUACACCCAUUAGAAAGAAAUGCUCCUACUGUUGUUCCUGAAUAUUCCCUGUAAACUUCAGGGGUAUUUGAUCACCAUGUCUGAAAUUGGGAUAAUUGUAAUGAUUAGGGAAAUCUGGGAUACAGUUUGAAUCCAUUAUUUGGGCCACCAGUAUCGUAUCAUAAGGAGAGUGGGAGGUGGUGUUUUAGCAUGCUGUGUUUGUCUAAAGGCAGAUCACACUGAGUCAUGAUGUUGUCCUUUGCAACCAGAAUCAGACUUAUAGUACUACAGGAGAUGAUCUCAAAAAUUAAAUCUAUAUUAAUGAGAACCAUAACAUUUGAGUCACUAAGAAAUGAACUAAUGUGGAGAGAAACCCCAGCUGUUGCACAAGCUUUAAUUUUUCUUAAACAGUUCUUGAAGUUUAAUUUUAUAGGCCACAUUCCUGCUGGUUAAAUUCCCUCACUCCAUGUUUGCGCAGCCUUCUACCUUUCAAUUUUUCAGCCUCCAGGUGGAUACAUUCUAAGGCCUCCAAUAAAGAGAUUUGAGUUAAAUAGUUGAGUUUACAAGUCCUUGAGGUAAAGGUAAGGAUUUGGGUCCAUGAUCUGUGGUCCUUAUUAAAAUAGCACUUCCAUAACCCCAGUGCUAUUAAAAUCCCUGUGAACUCAAUCCAUAAAUUCAAAAAUAAAUGUUAUUCACUAUUUCAUGCUUGGUCAGUAUGUGGAAGCCAAGAAGAGUCUUUGCACUGAUACAAGGGCAAAAACUUUCUAUAAGGGAUUUACAUUCGUAACCUCUCUUUUUGGGAGAGGGAAGUUAAUUUUUCACCAAAACUAUUCAUUCAUUCCCUGAUCCGAAGCUCAGUGAGGAUGGAAAGACUUCCAUUCACUUCCACAGGGUUUGAAUGAGACCCAUAUUGAAAAUUCCUGUGGGUGAGAAGAUGCGGGGGGGAGCAGAAGUGUCAGUGCCAAUUUGCAGCUAGAAGGACAUACAUUGUAUGUUGUAUGCCACAUGGAGCUGCAGGGGGAAAACCUGACUCACACGCCAUAGAACCAAACAGCGAUGUUUUACUGUCACUGAAGGCAGUAACAGCUUGUUACAUUAGAUUAUGUUCAUUAGCAGAAGGCUUUUCACCAAGGAGAGCCAGACAGUGUAAUGCUCAUAUUCAGAAGUCAAAAUAAUUUAGAUUGUUUUCUAGUAUACAGCACCUAGCCCAGGCUCCCCUAAUCUGUUUAGCCUCUAAGCAAAACUGCCAUAAAACUGUCUAUUAAAGAAUAAAAAUAAGAAUAUGCUGAGGCCAUAUGUUUUUGCAGGAAGUGAUGAGAUAAAACAAGAUGUUCCUAAAUGAAACCACCUUGCUUUGCUUUGGCUCUUCAUGAACAUGAAGGCAAGAAGUAGCAAAAUCUACAGCAGAACAGGUACACACUGGUGGUUAGGUAAGGAUGUAAAAAUCUCUGUUACCUACUCCUGCUGCUGGACUUUCCCAGCAGUAGUCAUGUAUCUAAUAAUGAGCUGGAUUAUUUACUGCUAGAAAGGGCUUGACUUCAUCAUAAUCUGCUGAGCUACGAUGGAAUUUGACUCUGGGAAUGCAAAUGCCAGCCACAGUGUACCCCAUCUUGAUUUUAACCUUGUUACAUGGAAGUAGUGUUUACAUGAUGGCCAAUGGGGCAUGCUUCCUUGAGCCUAUUACCUCUAGAUUGAGAUUCUUCCACACUUCUUUAAUAGUCAAAGUAGUAAUUGAUAGUUCUGACUUUAAAUACUUCUGAUUAUAAAGCACUGAAUUGUCUCUCGUUAGAAAUAUGUGCUCUUUGUUCAAAAUUAUUAUCCUUAUCUAUUCAGUGGGUGACUGAGCAGAGCAACUCCUUAAAAGAAUAGUAACGAGCACCCAGAGAUAAAUAAAUAGUAGAAAGUGGUGCCUUUCAAGUACUGUCAUAAUACUAAUCAUAAUGCUUCUGCAGUUCUCUUAGGAACAUCACUCAUACAUUUCAGAAGCAACCAUAGCAAUUCAGAAGAAUCCUACAUGUAUCCCCUCUCCAUAAAGGCACGAGUGAUUUCUAAGCAGAUCUUAAAGGCUCACAGUCAGGAAUCAAAUUAAAAUUAGGAACUCAGACCUUUGCUUUUAAUUACUGGGGAUCCUCUCCAGGUUGGGCUCGAGUGCCCCUCCAAGGAUUCCUGCACAGAAAUGGGGAAUGCUGUGGCUCAGAGCUCACAGCACACUAGAAUUUCAUUAGCCAGCAGACAGCUCAUUCAAAUGAGGCUGUACCCGCUGAAGCUCUGCUCUAAAAUGGGUACUAAGGCUUUGUAAAUUACUGGACAUCUCUCUCUUAACUCCUGUCUCUUGCCACAGAACCUUUGUCCUGCAUUUUCCAGGGAGUGUAUUUUCACCUGGGCUGAACCCAGACACUCCUGUCUCUAGGCAUGACUUGGGAAUGGCUAGGAAAGAAUAUAGUGCUUUAAUAUUAUGACUCCACAGGAAAAAAAGAAUGUGGAUCAUAUCUCCCUGUUUAGUGGACUAAAACUUUACUGUUUCUGCUGGUAGGAAGCAAGAUAGAGGUAAACUGCAAGGUUUACACUCAGAAUUCCUUGCAUCCGCAAGAAGGCAGUCUGCCCAUGGACAGUUCGCUACAAGAGAGGUGUGCCUCGAGCACUGAUUUCCCAGGCUUGCAUUUCUUCUUCCUUUGCCUUUAGAUAUUAAUUGACAAUUGGAUUUUCUAUACAGUGAGAGCACACACAGGGAAACCUAUAAAUUAAUAUUUUUAAAUAUAGAUAUUAAAGGGGGAGGGGGAAGAUGGAAUAUUUUAUCCUGCACAUUUAUGUUUCGAGUGUUUUGGAAAGAGAUGGUGCAUCUUUAAAUUCUCUAUGGUAUAAAGAAAUGCAUUAAGUUGCUGGUCAACUCUUUUAAGGUGUUUAAAUGCAUGGCUCAUGACUGUUAUGUAAAACUUCAAUACAGCCUUACAAACAACAAGGGUAUAGUGUAUUUGAAAAUAUGGUACACAGCUUGGAAACUUACUCUGAAUUUCUCUGAGGUGUUGAACUUUGCCAUCAGCAAAAAGCAUUUUUAGUAAAGAGGCCUUGAAUUUUCAGACAACGGAGAUUUCAUCAGGUUGGGUCUGAUUUUUCCACUACAGAAAAACAUUAAGUAGCUGGAAUACUUUAUUUGUAAGUAUAAUCUAUCUUUUGAUUCCAUGAAGUAGAAUUCAUAAGGCUAAAUCAUGCCCAGAAGUGAGAAGCAGAGCUGUUGGAACAGUAUAUUCUUUGCAAAACCCAAGAGCAACGUUCCCCAAGGCGGGCUGUGCAUUAUCCUCUGCCAGCUUUGGCCUCUUUUGUGCUAAGUGAGCAUCUGCAAAGUCAUGAGAAGUCAGUUCACUGAUUUGACUGGAGCAGGCCCAAUGUACUGCUGAAAGCUGUGCAGAUCCCACCAGCUCAGAGGGCAUCUCUCAGUACUGGUGUUCCUGAGCACUUACCCAGCUUGCUGUCUCUCAUACUGAGCUUUGGGGGUGAAAUUAGAGCCAGGCUAGAAUCUGUACUCAUACCACAGCACCUUGGGCAAGAUUUAGCCUUUAAACCACUCACGCUAUAAUAGAGUAAUGUGUAACUAAGCUUGUCUGUCACUAGGCUACAGUCACUAGGCUCGUCUUUUGCUUGUCAAAUAAUAAGAAUAGACUUUUUAUGUUUAUUUUCAUUUUCUUCCUUGGAAAAGCUAUGUGAAAUCAAUCUAACAUUAGAGAAAGUGGUUGGUGUAGCACUAAUCUACCUUAUUACUGUGAAUUGUAGUAAUUUAUUAAGCAGAUUUUAAACGAGUUUUUGUGGUUUACUUUAUAUAAAGGUCAGUUUGGGCCCAAUCGUGCUGUCCUUGGACCUCACUCCAGGUUCUUUUGCACCAGUGUAAAUUAAGAGUAGUUCCACUGAAGGCAAGUCAGGUAUUGCCUUGUACAGGCCAGCAUACCUCCACUGGCUUACAAGGCUGGCUCGGCAUCAGCUGCGGAUCUGGAUCAGUGGAGUCAUCACGAACACAACACAUUGAUGCUGGUGUAAAAAAUGGUAUGUGUAAGGAAGGCAAAAGGGGAUUUAUCUCAUGGAAUAUCCCCCUGGAGGUCACAGGGACCAUUGUCAGAGCGGGCUCAUAGAGCGAGCCCACCACGCUGCUGUGUUACCAGUUGUACUGGGGGGUAAUCCCUACUGCAUGAUCUAUUGCUACAUUUGAUAAUAGGGACCAAAUUUCUCUCCCAUAUUAUGCAAAUGAAUCCCUUACUGAAUGCAAUGGGAGUUCCAGUUAUUUUCCUGAUAAAAAUGAGAACUGUUGAGGGUUAUUGGGGACUUGGGGGAGGGGAAGAGGGGUUGUUUGGCUUUUUCCCCUCAGAGAAAAAGUAAUUUAAGUGAAAUGUGCAAGGCAGUGUUUAAUUGCUUCCUGCCUUGUUUGUACAUAGCAAUUUGGCUGUUUAUUGGUUGUCUUUGUUCAGAUUUUUAUUGUAACUUGUUGCUAUAUAUGCAACCAAGCGUAUGUUAAAGUUUAAACUUUGGUACAUAAUAAUGCACAAUUUUAUGUGCUUUAAAACUUUGUAAAUAUAUAGAUGAACAAUGUAUGCUGUGCUAACUGUGAUCUUGGGACUUGACACAACAAUAUUUUCAUGCAUAUGUACCUGCAAAUGGUUUGAAAAUAGCAAAAUAUAUAUUGAGGAUGGCCACGAGCCAAGAGUAAAUGAGUGCCGCAUGACUCAUGCUUCUUUAAUAAUUCCUGAAAGAGGCAUGUAUAGUACAUAAAAUAGACAAUAAAAAUAAUUUUCGAGACUACAAAUAUUUUUUAUAACUUCAGAUAUUAAAUACUAUUUUAGAAAAAAGAUUGGUUGGUAAAAGAAAUCAGGUUUAUUCAAGUGAAUCAUUGUCAUAAAAAUGUUCUUAACAUAGAUUUUUUUGUUUGAUCUAAUAUCAUAGAAACCCAGCUCUUUUAAGAUUUAGAUCACUUGAAGUGCUCUUGUGUUCUUACCACUCUUGUGAUCUUCUAAAAUAAUGUACUUCAAGUCUUCUCCCUCCCUAACAAAAAAAUGCUAGUGUAUACAUUCAGACUCCUAAAUACCAUGUGCACUUGUGUAUUUGACCAUCAUCAAGUACCCACGUAUAUGAGCUUCACAGUCCAAGGAAAUCUGAAUGUAGCUUGUGUUUUUCCCUGAAUUCUUUUAUUUUUAUUAGAAAAUGACUUUUUCUAAGGCCAAGCUUGCAAAUAUGGUCACCAAAUUUUCAUUUUGGGCUACACAUUCAGAAACCUAAACAGCGCAGGCAUGGCUUCCAGAGCUUGUGGGUAAAAAUAACCUCCCAUCAAAGUCAACAGGAAUUGAAAUUCAAUUUGUAUAAAUGUAAUUGCCUCAAUACAGCAGUAACAUCUGGGUAGUCGGAUUUGAAGUGGCAUCUUUCUAAUCUGUGUGUUACAACUGCAGACAGUGCUGGCAGACAAGCAUCAAAGCAGUGAACAGCAUAAAGACCUCGCAGGCUGGCAGCCUGAGCUCCUCUCCGAGCCCAGGGCUGUCCUACGCGCUCGGCAGCUUUCGGCUGGGUAUUCACAUUGACACCCAGACAGAAUCCACUGCACGCUUCUGGUGUGAAUCCGGGCUUUCAAGCCACGUUGUAAACACACUGUACAGGUGUAUAAUCUGCUUGUAGCCGAGAAACACCCCAGAUAUUGUCUACUGAGGGGAAUUACCUUAUAACAGCGAAACACCCUUCCGUUGCGACUCUUCCAUUUUUCACAUAUUCUUAUUCACAGAAAAGCAUGUCAACAUUUCCAAUGUAGGAUAAAACUGGGUUACUGUAUGUAAACAAGAUAAAUAAGAACAACUCCAUUUUGAAUGCUUAAGUGGAAGGAUUUGGGUCAUUUUUUUACCUUGUUUCCAAGAUGGACAGGUUACUCAAUGUAUUUUAACCACCAUACUGUGGGAGCCUCUCAGCAUCUCAUGUACUAUUCUUCCUUUUGUACAGAUACUGCUGUAAUUGGAAUAAGUGACAUGCCCAAGGUCACACAGAGAGCUUGUGACAGAGCAGGGACACAAUUUUCUGGCUUAGCAUCCUUACAACAUCAUCAGUCAAUCAUUCAUAGCUUGUGCACAAGUAGAUGUGGUAAUGUAAAUGUUGACAAAUGUCUGUAUUCCAGCCAGGACAUGCCAACUCAUUGCAAGCUUCAGGAUAACAGCAUCUUAGUGGAGUGUCUGUGGGUAUUUUCACACAUGGAAAAUAUUGUAACCAAAACGCAGCCAAAGUGGAGUUCAGCAGCAGAGCAAAAUACUUCUUAAAUUGUAAGAUAAAAUAUGACUGUCAGUCACUUCUGCUUCCUUCGUUUUUAAUUACAAAACAUUAAAAUUGUUACCACAUUUACAAAGUUAGUAAAAGAAAAAACCAAACGCAAGUAAUUAGUCAUGUACAGUAACCUAAGGAAUUAACUAGAAAAAACACUGCAAGACAAAGAAGGAUUUUUGUGUGCAUGUACUUAAAUUACUUAGGGGCAUUUCUGCAUGUACCACAGGUUUUUUAGAGCCUGGUUGUUCCUAUGUUUUGCUUGCCCCGAGCUGAGAUUUCUUCUUUAUAUGAGAAGAUAAAUAGGUGAGCAGUGCAAUUCUUCCAGACUUUUCUAACACGUUUGCAAUGGUUCCUUGAAGGACAGUGCUGGUUUAUAAUUGCCUCCGUGUUCUGUGCUGAAAUGCUUUUAAACCAACUAGAAAGAAGUUAACCAACUCUUAUCGGCAUGUUUUUGACUCGUUCUUCUGACAGCAAAAGAUAUCAUUCCGCUUUUCCAUUCAGAUGUAUUAACUUAUAUGAACUGUCAUCUCUCUGAGCAAACUAUUAACUUAUUUUUUAAUUCUGCCUUUAAA